Huiozyma naganishii CBS 8797 is the source of this 2322-nucleotide messenger RNA. RefSeq names its product TFIIH/NER complex ATP-dependent 5'-3' DNA helicase subunit RAD3 (gene RAD3). Lineage: Eukaryota; Fungi; Ascomycota; Saccharomycetes; Saccharomycetales; Saccharomycetaceae. The record is from RefSeq and is a predicted model, not a curated record. Gene Ontology annotation, cellular component: nucleus. Gene Ontology annotation, molecular function: DNA helicase activity; damaged DNA binding; hydrolase activity, acting on acid anhydrides, in phosphorus-containing anhydrides. The transcript has a single exon. Bases 1 to 2322 code for a protein of 773 amino acids. Gene Ontology annotation, biological process: transcription by RNA polymerase II; positive regulation of mitotic recombination; nucleotide-excision repair.
AUGAAGUUCUUUAUUGAUGAUUUGCCGGUGCUCUUCCCAUACCCGAAAAUAUACCCAGAGCAAUACCAUUAUAUGUGCGACAUCAAGCGAACUUUGGAUGCUGGUGGGAACAGUAUAUUGGAGAUGCCUUCAGGGACCGGUAAGACGGUCUCACUGCUGUCCUUGACGGUCGCAUACCAAAUGCAUUAUCCUGAACAUCGGAAGAUAAUUUACUGUUCCCGUACAAUGUCGGAGAUUGAGAAGGCGCUCGUGGAAUUGGAAAAUCUGAUGGACUACAGGGCGAAGGAAUUGGGACAUGCGGAGGAGUUCAGAGGGCUAGGGUUGACUUCGCGGAAGAACCUGUGUUUGCACCCGGUUGUCAGAAAGGAGAGGAAAGGUACUGUUGUUGAUGAAAAGUGUCGAAGGCUGACUAAUGGUGUUAAUAAACGUAAGUUGGAGGAGGAUCCCAACGCAGAGGUGGAGCUUUGUGCGUACCAUGAGAACUUGUAUGACCUGGAUGUGGAGAACUACUUGCCCAACGGCGUGUUCUCCUUUGAGAAGCUGAUCAAAUACUGUGAGGAGAAAACGUUAUGCCCUUAUUUCAUCGUCCGUCGUAUGAUUUCCAUGUGCAACAUAAUCAUUUAUUCGUACCAUUAUCUGUUGGACCCAAAGAUUGCAGAACGUGUCUCGAGGGAGGUGUCUAAGGAUAGUAUUGUCAUUUUCGAUGAGGCACAUAACAUCGAUAACGUUUGUAUCGAGUCUCUGUCGUUAGAUUUGACAAACGAUGUCUUAAGAAGGGCUGCCAAGGGUGCCAACUCUUUGGAGGAGAAAGUUCAAGAGGUGAGAAGUGUGGAUGCCACUAAACUUCAAGAUGAAUACAGCAAAUUGGUACAGGGGCUCCAUAUGGUAGAUAUUGUGCCCGCACAGGAAGAAACAUUCGUGGAGACACCAGUGCUUUCUGAAGAUUUGUUGACAGAAGCCAUACCCGGUAAUAUCAGAAGAGCAGAACAUUUUGUUUCGUUUAUGAAAAGACUGAUAGAGUAUCUGAAGACGAGGAUGAAGGUUUUGCAUGUUAUUUCAGAGACUCCAAAGUCUUUCUUACAGCAUUUGAAACAUUUAACAUUCAUAGACCGGAAACCCUUGAGAUUCUGUUCAGAGCGACUGUCGCUGCUGGUUCGAACGUUGGAGGUAACAGAGGUGGAGGAUUUCACAGCUUUAAAGGAUAUAGCCACGUUUGCAACUUUAAUCUCGACUUACGAAGAUGGGUUCCAGCUAAUCAUUGAACCAUACGAGAUUGAAAAUGCCGCAGUCCCCAACCCGAUCAUGCGUUUCACCUGUCUAGACGCGUCUAUCGCCAUCAAACCAGUUUUCGAAACUUUCUCUUCCGUGAUCAUCACCUCCGGUACCAUUUCCCCGCUGGAUAUGUAUCCAAAGAUGUUAAACUUCGAAACCGUUUUGCAAAAGUCAUACGCCAUGACUCUAGCGAAAAAAUCGUUUCUCCCCAUGAUUGUCACAAAGGGGUCCGACCAAGUGGCAAUCUCAUCCAGAUUUGAGAUUAGGAAUGACCCAAGUAUUGUCCGUAACUACGGUUCGAUGAUGGUGGAAUUUGCCAAAAUAACACCAGAUGGGAUGGUCGUUUUCUUCCCGUCAUAUCUAUACAUGGAAAGUAUUGUUUCGAUGUGGCAGACCAUGGGCAUUUUAGAUGAGGUCUGGAAGCAUAAACUAAUCUUGGUGGAAACUCCUGAUGCGCAGGAAACUUCUUUAGCUUUGGAAACGUAUCGGAAAGCAUGUUCAAACGGUAGGGGAGCUAUUCUAAUGUCAGUUGCCAGAGGGAAAGUAUCUGAAGGUAUUGAUUUUGACCAUCAAUAUGGUAGGACAGUGCUCAUGAUUGGUAUUCCUUUCCAAUAUACGGAAUCACGUAUUUUAAAGGCCCGUUUGGAGUUUUUAAGAGAAAACUAUCAGAUCAAAGAAAACGAUUUUUUGUCAUUUGAUGCAAUGAGACAUGCCGCACAAUGUUUGGGUAGAGUUCUGAGAGGUAAGGAUGACUACGGUGUCAUGGUCUUGGCUGAUCGGAGAUUCGCUCGUAAGAAAAGUCAGCUACCAAAAUGGAUUGCCCAAGGUCUUUCGGAUGCCGACAUGAAUCUAUCCACGGAUAUGGCCAUUGCAAAUGCAAAACAGUUUUUGAGAACAAUGGCCCAGCCGACUGACCCCAAAGAUCAAGAGGGUGUUUCUGUUUGGAACUUGGAUGAUCUGAAAGGCUACCAAGAACAAAAGCAGGCAAGCAAUGGUACCGUAAUACAUGAUGGAGAUGUCGAUGGCGAUAUCGCAAUGACCGAUCAUUAA